Molecule: messenger RNA, 3253 nt
Organism: Pieris rapae (cabbage white)
Lineage: Eukaryota; Metazoa; Arthropoda; Insecta; Lepidoptera; Pieridae
Product: putative inorganic phosphate cotransporter
Exons: 8
Coding region: 62-1621 (519 amino acids)
Biological process (GO): monoatomic anion transport; transmembrane transport
Molecular function (GO): transmembrane transporter activity
Source: RefSeq, a predicted model, not a curated record
CAGUUUAGUUCGGAAUGCGUCUUUGUCGGUAUAAAACGCAAAGUGAAGUCUGCUGUGCAAAAUGAUGAAUUAUAUGAUUGAUAAGGUGAUUUUAGCUAGUACAUCUUACGACAGUAGUACAUAUAGCAAACGUUCUAGGGUCGCAUCGGAAUGGACUCCGUUGUUGGGUAAUCCUGAUACAUUUUUCAUUAUCCCACAACGAUGGGUAAUGGCCAUCAUGGGAUUUCUGGCGGUGGCCAAUGCAUACACAAUGCGUGUGUGUCUGAAUAUAGCCAUCACUCAGAUGGUGAGGCGGCAUGCACCAUCAGCGGCGUAUGAAGAUGGAUCCUGUCCUGCUGAAGUUGAGGAAGCUCUAUCCGAGACCUCUGAAAUCAGUGGAUACGAUUGGGAUGAAGAGACUCAAGGCAUAAUUUUGAGUGCAUUCUAUUACGGAUACAUUGUAACGCACUUACCUGGUGGGAUGUUAGCUGAGAGAUUUGGCGGGAAAUACUCUCUUGGGUUUGGAGUACUUAGUACAGCUAUUUUCACUCUUCUCACGCCAUGGACAGUGAACAUAGGUGGCGCCACUGGCCUCAUUAUCUUACGAGUCUUGGAAGGACUCGGGGAGGGUACAACGUUCCCCGCAUUAAAUGCAAUGCUUGCCCGAUGGGCUCCAGUAUCUGAGAGAGGAAGAAUGGGUUCCCUUGUGUUUGGAGGAGCUCAAAUAGGAAAUAUUGCUGGAACGUAUUUCUCUGGAUUAGUCAUUAAAGAGACUGGUGACUGGGAGUCUGUAUUCUAUCUCUUCGGCAGUAUUGGAAUUUUGUGGUUCAUUUUAUGGGCUCUACUUUGUUACAACGACCCUGAAUCUCAUCCAUACAUAUCUGACAAAGAGAAGAAAUACCUGGAAGAAGCGCUUGGUAGACAUCGUAAUAGCCAGCCAUCAGCUAUUCCGUGGAAAGCUAUCUUUAUGUCGGUUCCGCUAUGGGCCCUUGUGUGUGCACAGAUUGGCCAUGAUUACGGCUACUUCACAAUGGUGACGGACUUACCAAAGUAUAUGACCGGCGUCCUGAAAUUCGACAUCCACAGAACGGGAACGUUGGCUGCGUUGCCUUAUAUUGUGAUGUGGAUAAGUUCAAUCAUAUUCGGCUGGCUGUGUGAUAAGAUUGUGAAGAGGCAAUGGAUGACUGUCACUAAUGCUAGAAAGACUUUUACGACAAUCGCGUCUGUCGGCCCCGGUAUCUGCAUGAUCCUGGCGUCAUACUCCGGCUGUAAUACUGAGACAGUUGUCAUAUUAUUCACGGCUUCCAUGGGUCUCAUGGGAGCCUUUUAUCCAGGAAUGAAAGUGAACGCUCUGGAUCUUAGCAGUAACUACGCCGGUACCAUAAUGGCUAUUGUGAACGGUAUUGGAGCUAUUACAGGAAUAAUAGCGCCUUUCUUGGUUGGACUGUUAACACCUGAUAGCACUCUCGUACAAUGGCGUCUAGUAUUUUGGAUCACCCUAGCGGUAUUUAUCGUUACGAAUUUAGUAUUCGUGGCGUGGGCAUCCGGCGAUGAACAGUGGUGGAACAGCACACCUCAAGAAGCGAAAAAGCAGACAGAGGCUUCCGGUUCCGUUAAUACUGACGUUAAGGCUCAGGCGUAGCUUUUUAAUUGGUUAGUGUCCAAAGAGUUCAGAUAACAAAUUGUCGUUAAAAUUAUACCGAUACCGAUGCUGUUACAGAAAUAUUGCCGAUAUCGAUACCAACGCUCAUUGAAUUAAAAUUAAUUUCAGGUAAAAUAUAUCAAGUUUUGUUUAGUAUACGUAAUUAAAAUUCAGAAUUAAGAGUAAUCAUUUAAUAUAAUAAAAUCAAGAUUUUUGUAUUUCUGUAUUGUAUCUAAUUUGGUAUCGAAAAAUUACUACUAUAAUUCAUGUCUCGUUUGCAACGCACUAGAUCAAACAAGAUGCGUGUCUACAUAAAAUUUUUGAUUUUGAUAUAUCGGCAAACCCAAAGUAUCACCGAGUUGCAUCCCUAGUUAAAAUAUUAUUCACAAUCAUUAUGUAUUAUAAUUUUAUACAAACAUUACACAAAUAUACAAAAAUCAUGCUAAUUAAUAAUCAAUAAGUCUUGUUAACUGAACUCUUUGGAAUAGAAGUUAAAAGUACAAAAAGUAUUUUAAACAUUGAUUCUUUCUGAAUACCAAAACGUAAUUCACCAUACGUAGGCACCAAAUAAAGUCAUUAAUCAUCAAUUACUACACAUACUGCAGCUAUAAUAAAGAAAACAACUACGAUUGUUGAUUAACGUUUAACGAGAUAUUAAAACCAAGCGAUAGUCACGUUUUGGAGUUCAGUAAGAAUCAACUGCCAGUGAUGUGAUAGUAAAUUAUGAAUAGAAACUAAUAGAUAAUAUUGAAAUUGCAAAGCGAUUGUUACAUGGGAAUUUUGUUUAAUAUAGGGGAUAUAAAACAAAAGACGAACGAGUCAUUUCGUAUGAUUGUUCAAACGGGAACACGGAACGUGACGCGUCGCGUCUCUCACUCCCAGAUCCCCGCUCCUGAAUCAUUCUUUUUAUACAAUUUUAAUUCGGAUUCGACGUUGUCAUUUGUCAAAUACUAUUAAGAGACAAUUCAAUGAAUAAUGUUGUUGAUUUUAUUGGAAUGUCGAUAAUUGUAAUGAAAUACUUUAUAUAUAGUUUGAAGCGUUUAUGACUUUUUAUAAUUCUGAAACAGGAAAGACAUUUUUGUCUCGUCUAUUAUAUAAGUGGUAAUUAUCCCGCCACACAAGUAAAAUUUGUACAUAUUUAACUGAUUUUCUAUAAUUAUAGGUAAAAACAUGAGUUCACUUGUUUUUUUAAAAUAUGCAUAUGUGAAACAUUAUUAUAAUAACACAGUUGUCAUCUCAAACUUUUUUAUGUGGCAUUGUACAUUACUGAAUGUGUUUGUAAAUAGGUAUGAAUGGAAGUGUAGUAUUUAAAAGUUAUACUAGAUGGCGCGAAUAUUAACCGUAUGCCUUUGUUAAAAUUUUGUUAUAGCAUCAGUUAAAUGUUAAUAGUAAUUGAAAAAAUGUAACACAAAAUUAUCAACCGAUAGUCUCAAUUAAACCACGAUGUUACAGUAAUGUUAAAUUUAACUGUAUUUUUUUUUGUUAAUAUCAGUAAAACAAGAAAAGGCUGUGAACAAAAUUUAUUAGAUUAACACAAAGUUUGAAAAAUUUGUGCCAUUUGAACGAUCUGUUGUUAUAUGAAAAUAGUUAUAAGGAAUGUAUUAUACUGUUUUAAUAAAUAAUUUAAUUUAA